Messenger RNA from Helobdella robusta, 297 nucleotides. RefSeq lists its product as hypothetical. The record is from RefSeq and is a predicted model, not a curated record. Gene Ontology annotation, molecular function: transcription corepressor activity. The transcript is spliced from 3 exons. Gene Ontology annotation, biological process: DNA-templated transcription; negative regulation of DNA-templated transcription. The annotation marks the transcript as partial. Gene Ontology annotation, cellular component: nucleus. Lineage: Eukaryota; Metazoa; Annelida; Clitellata; Rhynchobdellida; Glossiphoniidae.
CAACAACUGCCGCCAUCUUGUGGUGCUCGUCAACUGAGCAAAUUAAAAAGAUUCAUGACGACCCUGCAACAAUUUGCCUGCGACAUCUCACCACAAACUGGUCUACACGUCCGAAGCCUCUGUCUGUCGCUAGUGAACAAUCAAGUGACGGUUGAAGAAUUUCAUAACCAGCUACAACAGGCCACAAAUUUUCCAAUGAGGCCAUUUAUUAUUCCCUUUCUAAAGACAACUCUGCCCUUCCCCCAGCGGGAACUUGUUCACUGUUCUCAAAUCGCCAGACUUUCACCACAUCUCUAU